Messenger RNA from Closterium sp. NIES-67, 2169 nucleotides. The record is from the annotation of a GenBank genome assembly. NCBI's taxonomy places the organism in Eukaryota, Viridiplantae, Streptophyta, Zygnematophyceae, Desmidiales, Closteriaceae.
GGAUCGCAAGUGCCUCCUGCUGACGUUGGAGAGACUUGGUUGACGUAGAAAGUUUCAGCAGUUUCCAGGGGAGAAUUUGCACUGAAAAUGAGUUGUGUUUGAACAAGAAACAAACAAGCAUUUAUAAGCAGGCAGAAAGCUUGCGCGGUUCGCGUAACGCGGCUGGUGUACUGUGCAACCUCGGAAUUCUGCCAACCGCGGAAUUCUGGCAACCGCGGAAACGGAUUUCGGUAACCGACACCAAGUCCGAAACCGACCCCGAGUUCGGUUCUCCGGAAUUCAGCUGAACGCGCUCCGGGUCUGUGUUGGAGAAUUUUCGUACAGCUUGUUUCUCCCGCUGGUCUUGGCUGGAGUUUCCUGCAAGGCAACAGAAAGCAGAUCUACCGUUUCCCCGCACGCACGCAUCACCUAGAGCAACCUCAAGCACCUUAUUUUCUUAGGUUUUCUUCUACCGAUUUCUUCAAUUUCUUCCUUGCUGAUUUUCCUAGCUCCACCGCUGUUCCGCCACUUCCGCCACUGCAGUUAGGAUUCCCGUUUUUCUUCCCGUCGUCAUUCUUUCCCUUGUCAUCCGCCUUGCUAUUUCAACACCACUUUCCUUGGAACGAGAUGGGCGGUCCUCACACCGUCCUAGCAUCGCCGCAUCCUCGUUAGGCAUAGGAAUAGGACGGUAGGGCAGUGGCGAACCACCCUAACAACCUCCCCUGUGGUUCGCUAGCUGUCCCAUUUGGAUGCUCCCGUGGUCACCAUGUGACCUAAUUUCGUCAUCAUUUCUCGUCCGCGUUCUUCACUCGGGAUUGUGGCCUUCAUUACUGCUCCGCUACUCCCCUGCAAGUUAUUGAAGGUACGAAUACCAACAAGGUCCUUGCAAUGCUCAUGAUUCGCUUUUGGCAGCACCUUAGUAAGGAAGUCCGCGAGCUGCUCUUCUGUCCGUACGUGUACGAACUUGAAUGUCUUUUUCUGCAGCAUCUCUCGCACCCAAUGAUACUUGACGUCCAUGUGUUUUGUUCGUCCGUGCCAGUUGUCGUUCCUUGCAAGGUCGAUGGCUGAUUGGCUGUCCGAUUUGAUUGUUGUAGGACCGUUGAUGUUGAUCCCCAUCUCUUGCAGUAGACGUCUCAGCCACACACCCUCUUGGCAUGCAUAAAAUAGCGCCAUAUAUUCAGCUUCUGCGCUUGAAAGGGCGAUGUCGGUCAGCUUCUUUGCUUGCCACAUGAUGGCCGUUCCUCCAAGAAGGUAGACGUAACCAUAGGCUCCCCUCCUCGUCUCUUUAUCCGAUGCAUGUGAGGCAUCGGCAUAACCAACAAGUUCUAGGGUUUCCUCUCCUCCCUCAAACAGAAGUCCCUCUUCUUCUCGUUGCAAGAGGUAAGCAAUGGUCCGUUCCAUCUCCUUCCAUUUGCGUCCUUCGGGUUGCAACACAUUUUGCCCAAGGAAACUUGCUGCAUAUGCCAUAUCCACGCGUGUGCAGGAGACGGGAUACAUGACGGAGCCCACCAUAGAUUGGUAAGCCUUCAGUGCUCGUUCCUGGCUGCCCCAUGUCUCAAUCUCUGCCUUCACAUCCACUUCUUUGUGUGCAAGGCUGCUGAGAGGUGUUGACACCACUUUUGAUGUGCCGUGCCCUCCAAACUUCUCCCGCAACCUUUGGCAGUAUUUCUUUUGGUAUAGCAGCAACUUCUUCUCCUCCUUAUUCCGCUCCAGAUUCAUCCCAAGGAAGAGAGAUGCUCUUGGGAUCUUCUUCACUUGGAAUACUGCUGCAAGGUGAGCGCACACCUCCUCCACUCUCUCCUCCUUUGCUCCCGCCACUAGGAUGUCAUCGACGUAGAGCAGUAGGAAGACCUUUUCUUCCCCUUCUCCCUUCCAGUAGAACGCUCGGUCACAUUGGCUCUUGACGAAGUCGCCCUUCAUCAGCUGUGCAUCCAUGGUUUGGUACCACUCCCUAGGGCUUUGUUUCAGCCCAUAGAGAGCUUUGAUUAGCUUGCAUUUUCUGUCCGUGCCGUCCUCAAAACCUGGCGGCUGCUCCAUGUAGACAUCUUCCUUCAAGACGCCAUAAAGGUAGGCAUUCUUGAUAUCGAGUUGAACCAUAAAGUACCCACGUGCCGCUACGACUUUCAGCAUCGUCCUUGCUGUGGUCAGCUUGCUCACGGGUGCGUAGGUAUCUGUGUAGUCCUCUCCCUC